AUGGCGCACCAAGUUUGCAAAAGCGAUAUUCUCAUCUCCAUCCAUCCCCAGCACGUUGCCAACAUUGUGAGCCGCGUCAAGAACCACGAAUUUCGGAACUACCUUCUCCCAGCCGAAGUGAGGCGGCUCUGGAUCUACGAGACAAGCCCUGCGUCGUCCGUCAAGUACGUCGCCACCAUCAGCGCUGGCAAGCGACCGGGCGAGAUCCAGGACCCCACCGGCCUUCGAAACGAUGAGUUUGAUGAGGGCCGACGGGAACACCUUGUCAAGUACGCCUACGAGAUUCACAGGCUAGAAGCCCUCGCAACUCCGAUUUCCUUGCGCGACCUAAAGCGGAACGGCUGGCUGAAAGGACCACCGCAGAAGUACUGCUACGUUAAGCAGUCCAUGCGCCAUGCAUUGAGUGUCACACCCCUAACCCUGGUAUUCGACUCUACC
This is a messenger RNA of Ilyonectria robusta, 438 nucleotides long. RefSeq lists its product as uncharacterized. The transcript has a single exon. The record is from RefSeq and is a predicted model, not a curated record. NCBI's taxonomy places the organism in Eukaryota, Fungi, Ascomycota, Sordariomycetes, Hypocreales, Nectriaceae. The annotation marks the transcript as partial.